AUGAGUAUAAGACUAAUCAAUCGUGGGCUUCGAUUCGUGACGAGAAGUUUCAGUAAUAUGUCGUUCCCUGAAUCACCUGCGAAAGCCUCAAUAUGUUGCGAAGUGCUGGAAGGUGCGCCGCCUACGUAUGCUAUGUACGAAGCCCUAAAGGAUUCCUGUCAGAAUAAUGCUACAUAUUUUCAACCUGAUGAUAGUGAGAAUGGUCAACGUUUAUACCAAGGAUUUAUAACUCUGAUAGAUCACAUUGAUACUGUAUGGCCUCUGGUUGACCACGUGAGAAAGGUGGCACCGUCAUAUGAUUUUGAUGAAAAAUCUCCAGGCAAUGGAUACAGAAGUUUCGUAUCAGUUGUGGAUUCCUGCAUUCUACAUGGCCUUAAACUUAGCAGACAAGUUUGCUCCGGACGGGAUGCAUUGUUAUUUAGAAAAGGAUAUUUUGUUAAAGAAGUGGAAUCAUGUGGACAACUCUUGGCAUCACUCGGCACAUGCCUUCAUCAUCUCCACACCUUAAUUUCAUGGGCACCUCCUGGAGACCUGUUUCCUGUCGAGCCACACUCGCCGGAAGAACUUUUCUCUAAGGCAGACACAAUAAAUCAGUAUUGUUUUUAUGGGAGAUGUCUUGGUUUUCAGUUCGCCCCAUCGAUACGCGGGAUCCUCAAGGGUAUAUCGAUAUGCAUGGCUGGCUUCUCGGAAGCCUACUACAGCCAAGGAAAUCUGAUAAGUUCGGUGUGGACGGGCGGGCAGUACUUGAUCGACCCCGAACUCCGGGCCAGAAGGAUUGUCAACAUAUCGCAGUCCGCCAGCGUGGAGUUCUGCAAGGCCUUCUGGUUCCUCACGGAGAGUGAAAUAAUGCGGCGAGUGCCGAGUCUGAUGUCGACCACGGUGGCGGUGAACAAAUUGAUAACGAUAACGCCUCAGCCCCUCGUGGUGGCGACCGUGGGCGGCGAGGAGAAGACGGUUCUUCCGCCGAACUCGCACAUCGGCCUGCACGACCUCAACGUCAGGCUGAUCAGUGUCAACAAGAGGAACGGAAUGACGAACGAAAGCUCCACUCUUCCGGCGGCGGACGGCGUGAUAUUCCACUGCCACGGAGGAGGAUUCGUGGCGCAGAGUUCCAAAUCGCACGAGAGCUAUCUGAGGGACUGGGCGGCCAAGCUCAACGUGCCCAUUCUGUCCGUAGACUACAGCCUCGCUCCGCAGGCGCCCUUUCCGAGGGCCUCGGAGGAGGUCUUCUACGCGUACUGCUGGCUCUUGAACCACCUCAGAGAGGUCGGCACCACGGGUAAAAGGAUAGUGUUCGCGGGCGACUCGGCCGGGGCCAAUCUCCUCGCGGGCUGCAUUCUUCGAAUACUGGAGAGCGACAUUCGGGUCCCGGAAGGCCUGUUCAUGGCCUACGCCCCUCUGCUCGUCAGCUUCAUCCCGAGUCCCUCGAGGCUCCUCUGCCUCAUGGACCCUCUGCUGCCUUUCGGCUUCAUGAUGAGGUGUCUCAAAGCGUAUGCGAGUCCCAAUUCGAAGAGCAAAGAAGAGAAACGCCAAAAGGAAGCGACUUCAUCGAACGCGACCACGCCCAUAGACGGAAACGGCUUCCUCAGAGUGAGCCCCUCGCAGGAAGGCCUCAGCGAGUCCUCGUUCGAGGAGGUGUCUCCGUCGGACCUGCUGGAGCUGCAGGCGCACAAGUCCCAAGGCAGCCAGAGGAGGCACUCCGGAGACACCACGGUCAGCGCCGCUUCGUUGCAGAGCGAGCACACGGCCACGGGCGUCAGUCCGUCGGAGGAGCGGUCCCAAAAGUGCGUGUCGGAACUGCUGGACGGAUACGUGUUCGACAGCGACACUGACAGUGAGGGCCGAAGGAUCGAUCGUGCCAGUCGCGGAGGUGAAUCCGAAACUUCGAGCACUCUGGUCGGAGAGCCUCCUCUGGUGGUCGACGGCGAGAGGGAGCCGAAGAGAAAGGGCAAAUCACGCAUCGGUGAGGCGGCGUCGGGCAUAAUGGGAGCCAUGUCGUCCCGUUUCGCCUCCAUGAAGGACUCCAACGCCAUCUCUGGGCCCACGCAGGAAGAAAUGGCAGGGCGGUCGAACCUAGACUCCCUGAUAGCCAGGAGUCCCUCGGACGAGUUCAUGUUCUCGGUGCCCCGAGACCCCGUCCUGUCCCCCUACUGGGCCGAGGACCGGCUGCUGAAGAGGUUCCCGCCCCUGAGGAUUCUGUCGGUGCACAUGGACCCGUGUCUGGACGACUGCGUGAUGUUCGCGAAGAAACUGAAACGUCUGGGCAACGAGGUGGAGAUCGACGUCGUCGAAGGACUGCCCCACGGCUUCUUGAACCUGUCUCUGAUGGCGAAAGAGGCCAACGACGCAUCCCUCCAGUGCAUAGAGAGAAUAAAACAAUUACUGGACGCGGAUGCGCUUUCCGCUAACUUAUGA
Pieris macdunnoughi is the source of this 2415-nucleotide messenger RNA. The record is from the annotation of a GenBank genome assembly. Lineage: Eukaryota; Metazoa; Arthropoda; Insecta; Lepidoptera; Pieridae.